Molecule: messenger RNA, 2625 nt
Organism: Zootoca vivipara (common lizard)
Lineage: Eukaryota; Metazoa; Chordata; Lepidosauria; Squamata; Lacertidae
Source: RefSeq, a predicted model, not a curated record
AUGUUGCUGCUAUUGAUGUUCCUGUUUCUAAUACCUCCACUUUCUGAUACCUCUAAUACCAUGAGGUGCCCUGUGAAUGACCCUAUUCAUGUUCCACAUGAGUGGUACCAGCCAGGGGACCUCAUCAUUGGUGGAAUUACUUCUCAUAUCUAUUAUAUUUUCUAUGAAGCUUUCUUCAAAGAACACCCCAAACAGAACCUGUUCGAUAUUUCAUAUGCGGUGACAAAAUUUUACCAACAUGUCCUUGCCCUGGCAUUUGCUGUGAAAGAAAUCAAUAAGAACCCCAACAUUUUGCACAAUGUCACACUUGGCUUCCACAUCUAUGACAGCUAUUUUGAUGCAAGGAUGACCUACCGCACUACAUUAGACCUCCUCUUCAAAAUGGGUAGAUUCAUCCCCAACUAUAAAUGUGACACCCAGAAAACCCUCAUAUCCAUCAUUGGGGGACUUGGCACUGAUACUUCCUUCCAUAUGGUAGACAUAUUAGGUCUCUACAAGAUUCCCCAGCUGGCAUAUGGUUCCUUUCCUCCAGAGGAGAGUGACACAAGUCAAUUCCCAUCCUUUUAUCGCAUGGUGCCCAAUGAAGCCCACCAGUACACAGGGAUUAUCCGUUUGCUUAAGCAUUUUGGUUGGACAUGGGUUGGGCUCUUUGCUCCUAAUGAUAACAGUGGAGAAUAUUUCUUCAAGACCCUAGAGCCAUUGCUUUCUCAAAAUGGAAUUUGUUCAGCUUUUACACAAAGAAUCACACAACAAAUCCAUCUUGAUAACCUGGAUGAGAUGGCAGAUGUAGCCGUCAAUAUGUAUAAGCCAUUCAGAGAUAACAAAGUCACUACAUAUAUUGUCUAUGGAGAAUCUCUAACUAUUUUAGCACUGAGACUUAUUAUAUUUUUGCGAGACCCAACCAAUAAGGAAAACGCAGGAUUAAAAAGGGUGUGGAUCUUGACAGCCCAGACUGAUUUCAUAGUAACAGGAAUUUGUAGGUUUCUGGAUUUUCAGCUUUUCCAAGGUGCCCUAUUGUUCACAGUUCAUUCACAAAAUCUACUAGUAUUCGGGAAAUUUCUUCAGAGCAUAAACCCUUCCUGGACACAGGCAGAAGGUUUUUUCAAAGUCUUCUGGGAGCAAGCAUUUGACUGUAUAUUUCCAAAUCCCAGUGCACCAAUGGACACCAAUGAAGUGUGUACUGGGGAGGAGAGCCUGGACAGUCUCCCAAGGUCUCUGUUUGAAAUGGAGCUCUCUGGCCAUAGUUACAGUAUCUACAAUGCUAUUUAUGUUGUGGCUCAUACAUUGAAUGCCAUUCAUUUGUCUACAUUGACACAGAGAGCAAGGGGGAGGCAUGGAAGAUUAAAACUUCAAAAUCUGCAGCCUUGGCAGCUGCACCAUUUUCUUCCUGACAUUUCCUUUAACAACUCAGCUGGAGAAAAAGUGUCCUUUACUAAUAAAAGAGAAAUGGGAGGUGGAUUUGACAUCAUGAACAUGGUCACCUUCCCAAACAAGUCUUACCUUCGACUGAAGGUGGGAUGGGUGGAUCCCAAUGCUCCCAACAGAGAAGAAUUCACCAUUCAUGAGGACAUGAUAAUAUGGAACAAAGGUUUUAAUGAGGUGCUGCCCAUUUCUGUGUGCAAUGACUACUGCCACCCUGGCAAUCAGAAGAAGAGGAAAGAAGGGCAAAAAUUUUGUUGCUACGAUUGUACUCCAUGUCCAGAAGGGAAGAUUUCAGACCAAAAUGAUAUGGAUGACUGUGUCAGAUGCCCAGCCGAUCAGUAUCCAAACACGCACAAAAAUGGAUGCGUCCAAAAAAAAAUCAGCUUUCUUUCUUAUGAGGAGCCUUUAGGAAUCUGCCUGGCCUCACUUGCUCUUUCAUUUUCAAUACUCACAACGUUAGUGAUAGGAACUUUUAUUAAAUACAAAGAUACUCCCAUUGUCAAAGCUAACAACAGGGAUCUCACCUACGCUCUCCUUAUUGCACUCCUACUCUGCUUCCUCUCGUCAUUUCUGUUCAUCGGACACCCUGGCAAAGUGACCUGCCUUCUUCGCCAACCAAUGUUUGGCACCGUCUUCUCAUUGGCUGUUUCAUCUGUGUUGGCCAAAACUCUCACUGUAGUUGUAGCUUUCAUGGCUAGCAAGCCAGGGUCCAGUAUGAGGAAGUGGGUAGGAAAGCAUCUGGCCUAUGCCAUUGUCCUUUCCUGCUCUCUUACUCAAGCAAGUAUUUGUACUGUGUGGUUGAUGACCUCUCCCCCAUUCCCCCAACUACAUAUGCACUUGGUAACAGAAGAAACCAUUGUGCAGUGCAAUGAAGGCUCUGUGACUAUGUUUUAUUGUGUCCUGGGCUAUAUGGGUCUACUGGCCAUUGCCAGCUUCAUUGUGGCAUUUGCAGCCCGCAAAUUACCGGACAGCUUUAAUGAAGCCAAAUUCAUAACCUUCAGCAUGUUGCUGUUUUGCAGUGUUUGGCUGUCUUUUGUUCCAACAUACCUGAGCACCAAAGGGAAAUCCAUGGUGGUGGUGGAGAUCUUCUCCAUCUUGUCUUCCAGUGCUGGAUUGUUGGGCUGCAUCUUUGCCCCUAAAUUUUACAUCAUUGUCCUGAGGCCUGAGCUGAACAAUAGGGAGCAAAUAAUGAGAAAGAACUGA